AUGAUACCAACUCGAAGCGGGAAGAAGUUUCUUCUUAUGAUUGACGGGUAUACGUACUCCCAAAUUAAUUACAGCAAUCACUGGCUUUGCUCCUCCAAGGCUCAAGGUGUACAAUUCAUUCCGACGGAGAAGGGGAAAUAUAUCUUAGUGUUACGUGGAUUCACGUAUUCACAAGUUGGAGGACGAUUCUUCUAUUGUUCCUCGAAGCAUAUGGGCUGUAGAGCGAGGGUCCGAGUGAUAGCUGGGAAGUUGGUGGCGUCGGGAGAUGAGCACAAUCACGCUCCACCGUCGCACGCGCGUUGCGGCAAUGGAGCUUUCGUCCAACUACGACCUGCGAUUGUGCGGUAUGAGUUGACCAGAGUAGGCAAGCCGUGUCUGACCAUUGGACAGUACAGCUUCCGUCGUGACUAUACUACUGGAGAUCGCGUGAAGUGGCGAUCAUUACAAGAAACCGAUAUCGAUUAUACGUCUAAUAAUUCUGAUGUUGAAGAUUUUCUUCCAGAUAAUGAAGAUAAUGAUGAUCCAUCAUUCUUACUCUCAACAGUACGGUUCUCAAGUGUAUCAGAUAGCGGAAGUGACUCUGAAAGUAACGAGUCCAUUGUAUCUACAAGCAAUCGUGAGAGUGGUUCAGACAGAAAGUUUACUCGUGGAACUCUCUACUCUCCAGCUCCUCCACUCCAGCGGGAAAAAGCGAACGUGAAAAAUUGGUCACAAGUAGAUCCACUACAAGGAAGUUCUAAGUCUACCAUGUGGGUUGAGAAAAAAUUUAUUUCCAAAGAACUACAUUUAUUAGAACCUUCUUAUCUGGAAUUCUCAUCAGAAAAUUCCGAUAACCCAUUGUCUUAUUUUCAACAAUAUGUAGAUGAUGAACUAGUAAAUCUAAUUGUUGAAAAAACUAAUCAGUCGUCUGUUCUGAAUGGGAUCUCGAGCGCUAUAAAGUUUGAAAUGACGAAGUUUGGCAAUCCUACUAUAUCAUGGGGGAACUAUCGGUUCAUCAAGAAAUUGACUCGUCGUAUGAAGACCUGGUGGGAGUGCACGGCCAGGAAGAGCAGCGGCUGUCGCUGCGUUGCCGUCACUGUGGACAAUCGUCUUAUGAAACUGAACGAGCCAAAGUUCGGACUGUCGCAGCGUGGCAAUCUCAUCGUACAGAUUGGAGACUGGCGUUUCAACAAACAUGCUUGCUGGGGCUCGAAGGUCCGCUGGACUUGCAUCAAGAAGAAAUACGGUUGCACCGCUGCCAUCACCACCGUUGACAACGUCAUUGUGAAGACCCUCGGAAAGCAUAAUCACUAA
Parnassius apollo (apollo) is the source of this 1293-nucleotide messenger RNA. Lineage: Eukaryota; Metazoa; Arthropoda; Insecta; Lepidoptera; Papilionidae. The record is from the annotation of a GenBank genome assembly.